CCUUUACCUUGGUAUAAGGACUCCAACGUUGAAGACUUUAAGAGGGAGUGGGAAGGAAAAGAGAAAUAAGGAGGAAAUUGGAAUGAAGCCUCUGAGGAGUUUCGGCAGGGCAGAGCCCUGGAGGAUAGGGAAUGUCUCCAUCAUAGUGUCCAUGAUCCUUUCCUUCUGCAUCCUCUCUCUCAUCAAGGCUCGCUAUGGCUCAUCACCAUGUGGGAAUUCACAGGUAUCCUUGAAACUAAUGGCACCAACACAGGCAAAUCUUAAGAUGGUCACAGACGAAAAUGGGGAGCCUACUCUACCAGAGGAGGAAGAUGAUGAAGAAAACAGCACUGUGGUCCACACGGGCAAACCAAUAUGCUACGAAACAAGCAAGAGAUCUGAUACUUGCGAAGCGGAAGGUGAUAUCAGGGUGCAUGGAAGCUCCCGCACUGUCUUCAUCCGCCCUACCUCGCUGAAGCAAGAAAGGAAGAUGAAGCCCUAUGCUCGAAAGAAUGAUCCCGUAGCCAGCGCCAACGUAAAAGAAUGGUCAUUGAAACCAUUAACCAGCCAUCAGCCACCUCCUGAAUGCACCAAAAACCAUUCCAUCCCCGCCAUGAUCCUCUCUAUUGGAGGUUUCACCGGCAACCUCUUCCACGACUUCACCGAUGUGUUAGUCCCCCUCUUCAUAAGCUCUCACCAAUUCCAUGGUGAAGUCCAAUUCCUGAUGUCCGACUUCAGAUCUUGGUGGGUGAACAAAUUCAUCUUAAUCUUCCGGCAGCUCUCCAACUACGAGAUCAUCGACGUGGACAGUGACCAAGAGAGUAUCCGCUGCUUCCCUCGGAUGAUCAUGGGGCCAAGCUUCCACAAGGUGUUAGGCGUGGACUCUUCGAGGUCUCCUAUGGGGUACUCCGUUGUGGAUUUCAAAGCAGUAUUGAGGAAGGCAUAUGGACUAGAGAGAGCAAACGUGACCCCUCCACAAGAUGAGUGGGACAUAAGGAGGCGGCCGAGGCUCUUGAUCAUAUCGCGUAAGAAGACAAGAAGAUUCUUGAAUGAGGGGGGGAUGGUGGACAUGGCGAUGAGCUUGGGGUUCGAGGUGAGGAUCGGCCAGGCCGACAUGCACACCGAUGUGGCGAAGUUUGCGAGGCUGGUGAACUCUGCAGAUGUGAUGAUUGGGGUCCAUGGAGCAGGGCUCACCAACAUGGUGUUCCUCCCUGCAGGGGCUGUGGUCAUUCAGGUGGUUCCCAUGGGUGGGCUGGAGUGGCUGAUUAAAGAAACCUUCCAGGAUCCCGCAGAGGAAUUGCAGCUCAAGUACUUGGAGUAUAGAAUUCAGGCGGAUGAGAGCACGCUCAGUGAGCAAUACCCCAGGGAUCACCCCGUGCUGGCAAACCCCUCCAAAAUCCGCGGACGGGGGUGGGAUGCACUCAAGUCUGUGUACUUGGAUAACCAAGAUGUCAGGCCUCAUUUGGGUAGGCUCAGGAACACUUUGAUGGAAGCCCUCAAACACCUACCUCACAAGCGCAUCAGCUGAGUCCUGAGUGUGGUAAGUGGAUGAUCAUCUUCUUACUUCUUUCUUUCUUUUUAUUCUUUUCAGAUUGGUAAUCCAUAUUGUUUUCUUGUACAAUGAUUGAUAUAAAUGUAUGGUGCAAAUGAAUGGGAAAAUAUUAAUUUUGCUUGCAUUCAUUAUUUGGAAUGCAAAUGUGGUGACAGAAUUGAUUUCAAUGUAACUCAACUUUCAGUGGCGUAAAUAGUUGUCAGGCAAAUUUCUA
Molecule: messenger RNA, 1745 nt
Organism: Elaeis guineensis (African oil palm)
Lineage: Eukaryota; Viridiplantae; Streptophyta; Magnoliopsida; Arecales; Arecaceae
Product: alpha-1,3-arabinosyltransferase XAT3
Molecular function (GO): glycosyltransferase activity
Source: RefSeq, a predicted model, not a curated record